UAAAGGGCCUGGGAGGAGUAGAGUCUCGAGGGGGUGAGCAGCGAUCAUGGCCACCUCAGAGCUGAGCUGCGAGGUGUCGGAGGAGAACUGGGAGCGCAGAGAGGCCUUCUGGGCCCAGUGGAAGGAUCUGAUGCUGUCCACACGGCCUGAGGAGGGCUGCUCCCUGCAUGAGGAGGACACCCAGCGGCAGGAGACCUACCACCAGCAGGGGCAGUGCCAGGCGCUGGUGCAGCGGUCCCCCUGGUUGGUGAUGCGCAUGGGCAUUCUCGGGCGCGGGCUGCAGGAGUACCAGCUGCCCUACCAGCGGGUGCUGCCACUGCCCAUCUUCACCCCCACCAAGGUGGGCGCCAGCAAGGAGGAGCGCGAGGAUACCCCCACCCAGCUGCAGGAUCUGCUGGCACUGGAGACAGCCCUGGGUGGCCAAUGUGUGGGGCGCCAGGACAUGGCCGAGAUCACCAAGCAGCUGCCCCCGGUGGUGCCUGUCAGCAAGCCCGGUCUUCGGCGCUCCCUGUCCCGCUCCAUGUCCCAGGAAGCGCAGAGAGGCUGAGCAGGACUGUGACUCCAGCCCCACUGUGCCUGCCCUGGGCUGGGCCCUUCCUGGCUAGGACCACGGAGGGGAGCUGCUGGCCAUGGAUGCUUUGUAGUUUGCCCAAAGUUGGGGGCUAGGGGAGGAGGGAGCCAGAGGCCAAGAUGCCUGGGUCCCCUGAGUUCCCAAAGGGAGGGGAGCAAAGACAGUGGGAACUAAGGGGGGAGAGUUGGGGGCCAGCAGGGCGAGUUACCCCAGCUCCAAGAGAAGGGACAAAGAGGCUGGUGAAGGCAAGAGGUCGCUGAAGGAGGGACCCUGGUCCAGGUUCCAGAUUCAGAGAAAGACGAGGAAGAAAUAUAAGGGGAUCUAGAAUGCUCUUGGGAAGGAAGUUCGGAGUGGAGUGAGGGGGACAUGAAGCGGGCAGAGGCAGGGUGGGGCCCCCAGCAUCCUCUGUUAGUGCUGCAAUAAAUGCUCAAUCAUG
Molecule: messenger RNA, 1007 nt
Organism: Manis pentadactyla (Chinese pangolin)
Lineage: Eukaryota; Metazoa; Chordata; Mammalia; Pholidota; Manidae
Gene: TCAP
Product: titin-cap
Exons: 2
Coding region: 47-547 (166 amino acids)
Biological process (GO): skeletal muscle contraction; cardiac muscle contraction; sarcomerogenesis
Cellular component (GO): Z disc
Molecular function (GO): structural constituent of muscle; titin Z domain binding; titin binding
Source: RefSeq, a predicted model, not a curated record